Molecule: messenger RNA, 3043 nt
Organism: Leguminivora glycinivorella
Lineage: Eukaryota; Metazoa; Arthropoda; Insecta; Lepidoptera; Tortricidae
Exons: 3
Coding region: 1344-1733 (129 amino acids)
Source: RefSeq, a predicted model, not a curated record
CUUCUGUGAUUCGCCCUUCGUGAUUACACUAUACUUUACAUGUAGUAGCACGCGAAUGUGCUGCCAUCGUACACAAUUUUAGAGUAACAUUUUUAACAAAAAAAUAUCUCGCCUAAAUUGGGGGUAUUUCAUACACGUUUUGUGUGGCGGCCAUCGUGCACGUACUUUUCCUUUGUUAGUGAAAUAAUUGUGUUUUUACUAAGUUUAGUGUAGUGUUUUGUGUUUGCGGAUAAAAUGGGAAAACGCAAACAUCGUGAGGAAGAUUACUUGGAAAGAAAAAUCCGAAGUCUCGAGAGGAAAAGAUUGAAGAUUCGUCGCAGGCGCCGUCAUCGUAGUUAUAGCCCUAGUACGUCCUCAUAUACAGAUAAUGAAUAUGAGUAUGCGGACCAAGAUAUCGGUGAGCCCGAUCCCUUGCUAGAGGAUUCGCAAUAUGAAGAAUCCCCAUUGACCAACAAUACUGUAUACGACUUAACCGAUGAUGAGGUCGGUGCUUCAACGUCGGGUGCGCUGCCUGCUGCUGGCGGGCUGCGAUCGGUGGUCAUACAGAAUAGAAGCGCCGCCGGGCCCCGCGCGGUGGACGCGCCGGCCCCCGCGCCCCCUCCCGCACCCGCCGCCGCCGCCGCGCCGGCGUGCGCGCCCGCGGCCGCGACCACCACGCCGGCUGCGCCCGCUCCCGCGCCUACAUCCGCAGCUACCACCACACAGGUGACCGGUGAACAAAUUGGUUUACAAGAAUCUACGCCGAUUGUGACCGCGCUUGAUCCCGGUUUAUUAUGUUUGUUGGGCGAUGAGCCCGUAAAAGAAGAAACAUUUGGUCCUUGCAUUCACGACGAUAUCUCGACGAGAUGGUCCGACAUUCUAGUUAAUGGUAUGAAGGACGAUAUUAAGAAUGAUAUUUUAAAACGUUACGAAAUACCAGAAAAUUUAAAAUUAGCGCAAGCUCCUAUACUCAAUCCCGAGAUUAAGGUGGCGUGUAAUGAUAAUGUUUUAAAACGGGAUAAUAUUCUAAGUGACAAACAAAAGUUGCUCUCGACUAUUAUAACAGGAGUUGCCAAUACAUUGUCGAAUAUCUUGACAACAGAUUCAACUUUAGACAACAACAAACAGGGGAUCAUAAAGUCACUGAGCGAUACAGGUAGACUAUUAUGUCACUUACAUUUUUCAGAGACUCAGAGCAGGCGUAAUUUCUUGGUGCCUAGUUUAAAUAAGGAGAUCAAGGAUAAUAUUAAGGACUUAAAGCGCGAUAGUUUGCUUUUUGGUAAAGAAUUACAAGAAAGUCUGAAGUCAAUAAAAGCAAUGACUAAAACCGGAGCAGAAUUGAGACCGACUGUCACAAAGCCUAAAUGGACGCCCAAGCACCAACAGGCAGGAGCAGGACCGUCGACAUCGAGGGCUUUAAACUGGAGGGGGCAGCCGUCGUCGGCGUCGCGGCCGCCGCCUCGCCAGAGUCGCCAGACGCCAGCGAGGACGAGCUACACGCGUGGCGGGCGCAGACCGCCGCCGCCGUCCCGCCGCGCGAGCGACCGCCGAGCGCCGCCGCCGCGGCCGCACACCCGGACCUCGCGCCGCUAGCAUCGGAUGCUGAUACACAACCUCAGGCUGUGUCGAACACAAGCUGCACAGGAGCCUUACCCUGGUUGCCGGAGUGUUGUCCGGGCGGCGUUCAUGAGGCAAGGCACUCCUGCAGAAGCGGCAGACAUCAUGCUAGCGUCACUUACAGAAACCACACUUAAGCAAUAUAAUUGUUAUUUAAAGAAAUGGUAUAUAUUUUGUAAGGAAAAAUGUUAUGAUAUUUUUGAUGUCGGCGUAGCAGAAGUAUUAGAUUAUUUCACAUUACUUUUUAAUCAAGGUUGUCAAUUUGGAUCAAUUAAUACUGCGAAAGCAGUUUUGUCAUUAAUAUUGAAUAAUAAUGUUAUAAAUAAUCCAACUGUGAAACGUUUUAUGACGGGAGUAUACAAACUGCGGUCUCCAAAUCCACGAUAUGAUUUUACUUGGGACCCUUCAAUCGUUCUUAAUCAUUUAAGUUGUUGGUAUCCAAAUGAAAGCCUUUCUUACGAGCAUCUUUCUAGGAAGUUAAUAACUAUUUUGGCAUUAGUUACGGCACACCGUGUGCAAACCUUAUCGUUAAUCAAGCUAAGUAAUAUUCAUAAAUGUAAUAAGAAAUAUAUUAUUAACAUUACAGAUAAGAUUAAGACAUCCGCAGUUAAUCGCAUUCAGCCAAAACUGAUUCUGCCUUAUUUCGAUGAAAAUCAGUCAAUUUGUCCUGCAAGGACUUUAGAACGUUAUUUGGUUGUCUCAUCUACCAAUCGCCCAAGCGAUUGUGAUUUUCUUUUACAAGUUUUAAAAAACCAUUUAGAAAAGUGUGUUCACAGACCUUGAGUCGAUGGAUCAAAACCACUUUGCUCGAGAGUGGUAUUGAUACAUCGAUCUUCAAAUCGCAUAGUACGAGACACGCAAGUACGUCAGCAGCCAACCGGCUCGGGGUUAAUAUAGAACUGAUUAAGAAGACCGCCGGUUGGUCAGAUAAUUCCUUGACGUUCGCUAGGUUCUAUAAUAGAGAUGUUCUGGCGGACUCGUCCGAAGUAUUUGCUCGUACAAUAUUACAUGGUAAUAAUAAUUGAAGUGUCUGUUGAUUACAGUUAAACUGACGUAAACGUUUGUUUUAUUUAUAUUUUUCAAACAUACAUGUUUCAUUUAAUCUGCUAUUUCGUGUAACUCUAAACAUCUACAUGUAAAGUAUAGUGUAAUCACGAAGGGCGAAUCACAGAAGUUUAAUAGAUAAUCAAACGAACUUACCUGUAAGUGAUGUUCGAUGACUAUUAAACGAUGUGAUUCGCCCGAGUGAUUACAACCCUCCCUGACCCGAACUGGUCAAGCUCCAGAUUCUACCCAAUUGGUCACGAAAUAGCACACGUAUUUGAUGGCCUUUUUUAUAAGAAACGUGUAUGAAAUACCCCCAAUUUAGGCGAGAUAUUUUUUUGUUAAAAAUGUUACUCUAAAAUUGUGUACGAUGGCAGCACAUUCGCGUGCUACUACAUGUAAA